This is a messenger RNA of Suillus paluster, 804 nucleotides long. RefSeq lists its product as uncharacterized. The coding region runs from base 1 to 702 and encodes 233 amino acids. The record is from RefSeq and is a predicted model, not a curated record. Lineage: Eukaryota; Fungi; Basidiomycota; Agaricomycetes; Boletales; Suillaceae. The transcript is spliced from 10 exons.
AUGACUUAUCGUAUUUUGGAGUGGGACCGUCGAGCAUAUCAGAAUCACUCGUUCUUAAACAUUCCUUCCGGAUAUAGAGUUGUGCGUUUCCUCUCGCUCUCACCCACGAUCUACCCUGUUAGACGCAUCAAGCAUCCCGACUUGAAGAUUCUCCACACCUUAUCCGGACCCAUGCACGUUCGUGAUAGUGCAUAUACUCGACUCGUGGUAGUUCGGGUCUGCAGUGUGAUCGCAGAGAUUCGGGCUAUCACGAAUCACGGCCACUUCUUCUUCUCUACGCCCAGACAGAUUAUCUCAGGAAUUCUUGUCUAUCAUCCUACUCCAGGCAACAUUGGUCAAUAUUCAUCCACCUGUGCUUUCACGAAUCGUGUUCAUGCCCAGACAGAUGAUGGCUCUACGUUCCCUGUGCUGUGGAAUUCUUGGGUCACCAGCUGUCUGGGCUUCGACACACUACUCCAGGCUCUGAUCCACACCGCGCUAGGUCUGUGUUUCAUGGGCCCUGAUAAUGCUCGAAUGCAAACCGACGCACGAUUUUGGCGAUGUUCCUGUGGUGGUAGUACGCUACUCCAGGGUGACUCUAAUCAAUGUCUUGGUUACAACGAAUCGUCAUGUUCCAUCUACAUCUCUGCCUCGUCCAAGUUCAUGGGAACUCAGACUGGAAUCCUCACCAGGAAGGCAGGUCAUCGUUUUGAGGUUGUCUAGCUUUACUUGUUGAUGCGAUAAUCUGCAGUAACCAUUGAUUCCGGAUGAAGUUAAUUUACUUACGAUAAUGUCAUCUUUGGUCAUUGUACGUGUUCAACAUCC